GUGAUAACUGUGGCUGCUUCACGAUCGCGCCGCUCCCGUACUACGAUUUUAUUCUUUUUUCCAGAUUUUAUUGAUAGUUUUAAACGCCGCGCUGUUCGUGAUGUCUUUGUAUGACAUGUUCUUCGCGAGAAGGGAAGGAGGAGAUCCGACCACUGUCUCCGUUCCUGUGGUUGGAGCAACGUAUGGAAAUCCUGGAUACAGGGACCCCAGGACAAACGGUACCGGGGGAGUCUCAAUGACAGACGCCAGCGGCAAGCCGUACGCUUCAAACGGCAGCAUGGGAUCCAUGGCGACCAUAUCCACCACAGUGGGUUCCACCAAUGGUUCGUCGGCAUGGGGAAGCGCUGGAACCACGAGGUCGCCGUUGAGGUCCAGUUUGAAGAAACCCAGACCGAGAGACGCGGGAGGAACCAGUGCUGGUGGAGCUGCUGGCGGGUUGGGGAUACAAAACCCCGGGUUCUCCGGUACAUCGCCCACUAUGGGUAGGAACGGUAGCAUGAAGAAAGUGCGGAUACAGACGCAGAGCACCGAGGUUUAG
Messenger RNA from Acanthoscelides obtectus, 538 nucleotides. The record is from the annotation of a GenBank genome assembly. Lineage: Eukaryota; Metazoa; Arthropoda; Insecta; Coleoptera; Chrysomelidae.